AUGUCGGAUGUGGAGGAAAAUCCACCCGAAGAAACAGAAGAAGAUGAAGAAACAGAAAUGGAAGAAGAAGAAAAUUCCAGUUACCAAGAGAGAGAAGAAGAAGAAAAUCCAAAUUACAAAAGGAUAGAAGGAGACAGAAGAGGAGAAAGAGAAUAUAGUUCAAAUUCCCAAAGAAUAGAAGAAGAGGAAGAAGACUAUAAUUUGGGUUACCAAAGAAUGGGAGAAGACUAUAAUGUAAGUUAUAGAGGAAUAGAAGAAUAUAAUCCAAAUUAUCUAAGAAUAGAAGAGGAGGAGGAAGAAGAAGGAGAAGAAUAUAAUCCAAAGUCCCAAAGACUAGAAGAGGAGGAAGGUAGAGAAGAAGAAAAUUCAAAUUACCCAACAGUAGAAGACAAAGACAACUACCCUCUGAAUUACCAAAAGGAAGAAGAUGCCCAACAGGGAUCAGAAGCAGAGGACACUUCGGCAGGGAUGUCAGAGGAACUAGCGGGACAGGCUGUGGGAGAAGAGGGAGAGUUUGCCACGGUGGCCCAAGAAGUCACCCAGACCUUGAAGAGCAUGGAACAACUUCUGUUUCCUGGUGCAAAGCUUCCAAAAAAGCGUGUGUCAGAUUCAGAAGUUUUAUUGGGGAGUUCCGAGUUGGAACGUCUUGAUUUGGAUCAAAGCACUUCUGUGGAAAUCCAGUCCUCCGAGGAGCGCGUGGUGCAGCCUGGGAUGCCCCAGGACAAGGAGAGACCAGAACAGAGGCAGCAAGCGAAGAUAUCGUACAUCUCAGAGCCAAGCGAGGUCUCUGACGUGUCCCUGGUGGCCAGCACCUCCGAAGAGGAUGCUUUGUUUAAAAAGGGCGAUGACAAGAGCAAAGUGUUCCCCUUGACCAUGACCUGGACGUUUGGCUGGAACAGCUCGCUACCCGUGUUCAACCUCCGAGAUGGCAAGCGGCUUGUUCUCCUCUACGUCUGCGGGCACACGGGGGUCAUUUACGAUGUCUCCAGCAACAGGCAGCACCACCUGGAGGGCCACUCCAACGUCAUCUCCUGCCUCUGCGUCAGUGAAGACAGGCGGUGGGUUGCCACGGCCGACACGGGGCCCGACUGCCUGAUCAUGAUAUGGGACUCCUUCACAGGGAUCCCUGUGCACACGAUAUUUGACAGCUGCCCGGACGGCAGUGGCAUCAACGCAAUAGCCAUCAGCUCCGAUGCCAAGUAUCUGGCCACCAUCUCAGACGGCAGAAUCCAGCAGGUCUGCAUCUGGAAGUGGACCUUGGCCGCGGAGACGCCGGCAUGCACGCUGCAGCUCCACAGCGAGUAUGGUUCCCAGAACUAUAUUACUUUUAAUCCAACAAAUGCUAAAGAAUUGGUGAGCAACAGUAAAACUCGAGCCAUCUAUUAUAACUGGCUUGAAGAGAAAAACAAACUUGUUCACAGUGCCCCGCUUCUGACAGAAAAAACAUUCAACAAGCUCGUGGGGAAAUUUAGCCAGUCCGUCUUCCACCUGAAUUCGAGACAGAUCCUCUCAGCGACAAAGGAGGGAAAGCUGGUUGUCUGGGAUGUCCAUCGCCCACGACCAUCGGCCGCCGUCCUGAGCUACCCCUACAUCAGGCCUUGCAAGCUGGUUCAUCUGCAGAAGGAAGGCAUCACUGUGCUCACCACAGUCGACAGCUACAUCGUCACAGGUGACGUCAAGGGCAACAUCAAGUUCUACGACAGCACCCUGUCCAUUGUUAACUGGUACAGCAACUUACAGUUAGGUGCCAUACAAAGCCUGUCCUUUUCCAAGACCCCACCACCGUCUUCCACCGAAAAGUCAAACUACCCUCCAGACUGCACUUUGAAAGGCGACUUUUUCAUCGUAAGGAAUUUCCUCAUCGGGACGUCUGAUGCCACAGUGUAUCACCUAACCACUGACGGGACCAAACUGCAGAAGUUGUUCGUGGAGCCCAAGGAUGCCAUCUGUGCCAUCGCCUGCCACCCGUACCAGCCCCUCCUGGCCGUCGGGAGCUUCUGUGGGAUGAUCAAGGUGUGGGACUACAGGAAGAAGAUCUACCUUUUCAGCAGGUGCUUUGAGAAGGGCCUCGGCAUCAAGAGUCUGACCUACAACCCAGAAGGAGCCAUUCUGGGCGCUGGCUUCGUUGAAGGGACCGUUUACAUCCUCGACGCCAUGUCCCUCCAGAACGAAACUGCAAAGCCCUUCAGAUAUUCCCGGAGCAGCGUGACACACAUCAGCUUCUCCCAUGAUUCCCAGUACAUGGCCACUGCGGACCUCAGCUGCACGGUCGUCCUGUUCCACGUGGUGGUCAGACACGGGAAGAGGGUCUGGGAAUACCUGGCCAGGCUGUGUUCCCAUCGCAAGAGCAUCCAGAGCCUCCUGUUUGGGGUGUACCUGGACAGCAACGAGCCCCGCCUGCUGAGCCUCGGCCAAGACCGCCUCCUGAUUGAGUACAACCUCUCAAAGACCACCAAGGACCACCUGGACGUGCUGGACAUCCACCGGACUGACCAGGGCGGCCACCCCACCUGCAUGGUCUGGUACCCGCCCCUCACCAAGGAGCUCUUCCUGCUCAUCUGCAACAGCGACUACAAGGUGAAGCUGUUUAAUUCCACCACGAAGAUGUGCAGAAAGACUCUCCUUGGGCCGACCUACGGCUCGCCCAUUGAACAGGUCCAGCUCCUUCCUGUGAAGACCAGCUCCGACCUCCAGAAACGCUACCUGGCAUUCAUUAACAGAGACAAGGUAGGACUCCAGAUCCUGCCGGUGGAUGGCAACCCCCAUAAGACGUGCGCCAUCAUCUGCCACCCAAAUGGGGUAUCCAGUUUGACCCUGUCCUUCGACGGCUGCUACGCCUUCACGGCUGGAGGAAAGGACCGUUCUGUCUCCCAGUGGGAGAUUAAUUUAAGUGCCUUGGACGCUGCCGUCUCGCUGGGGGGUGAUGACCUGACUCCGUUCUACAGCCUGGUGACUGGUGGCCGGGAAGGACAGUUCUACAGGGAGCUGGAGGACUACUUUUACUACUCCCACCUGCGUAGCCAGGGCAUCGACACCAUGGAGCCCCGGGAGGUGUCCGAGCACAUCCGCCUGCCCGAGCUGCCCUUUGUCAUGAGGGCCAUCGGCUUCUACCCCUCGGAGGAGGCGAUUGACAACAUGUUUAAUGAAAUCAGGUUUGGAGAAUAUGUGGACACCGGGCAGCUAGUGGACAAAAUAAAUUUACCAGAUUUCCUCAAGGUUUACAUCAACCACCGCCCCCCUUUUGGGACCACCAUGAGCGAAAUCCAGCACAGCUUUGACGUCCUGGGCUACACCAACCCGGAAGGGAAGAAGGCCAUUCGCCGAGAGGACUUUCUGAGGUUGCUCCAAACCAAAGGUGAGCACAUGACGCAGGAGGAGAUGGUGGACUGCUUCUCCUCGCUCUACGGCGUGAACCCGGAAGGCUGGAAGUCGGAGCCCGCAACCUCCUCCUUCAGAGGCCCAGAAUUUUCCCUUGAAGAGGAACUCCCGGAGGAAAUCACAGCGGAAAUAUUCGCCACUGAAAUUCUUGGCUUGACCAUUUCAGAAGAACCCAAUGCAGAUCAGACGGCCAGUGAAGAGUAA
Elephantulus edwardii (Cape elephant shrew) is the source of this 3582-nucleotide messenger RNA. It is a transcript of the gene CFAP251, whose product is annotated as WD repeat domain 66. The record is from RefSeq and is a predicted model, not a curated record. The transcript has 21 exons. Gene Ontology annotation, cellular component: sperm flagellum. Lineage: Eukaryota; Metazoa; Chordata; Mammalia; Macroscelidea; Macroscelididae. The coding region runs from base 1 to 3582 and encodes 1193 amino acids. Gene Ontology annotation, molecular function: protein binding.